AUGAGUUCAUUAGUCUUUUCGCUGUGUCUCUGUAUUCCUAUCCCUGCUAUUCUUUUUCUUCUUGUAUGCUCUACUUCAUCAGUUGCGUCAACCAUUAGGGCAGAGGAGACAGACCGAGAAGCCUUGAUUGGAUUCCAGGCCCAAAUAACCCACGAUCCUCUUGGGAUCACGAACUCCUGGAAUCAUAGCAUCCACUUCUGUGAGUGGCCUGGUGUUAAAUGCUGCAGUGUCAAUGCAGGCAUUGUGAGGGUCACGACCUUGUACCUGCCCUCCAUCAACCUUGUAGGUUCUAUGUCACCGCAUAUUGGCAACUUGAGCUUUCUGACUUACCUGAAUCUGGCAAAUAAUAGCUUUAGCGGAGAAAUUCCUGUGGAAAUCCGCGGUCUACGCAGAUUGAAAAUUUUAAUUCUGGACAGGAAUCGGCUGCAUGGUCCACUUCGAGUACCACCAUCUUCCACAACAUUUUUGUCCCUUGCAGACAAUAAUUUUUCUGGAGAGAUUCCUUCCUCGAUAUGCAGGUUAACUUCUCUGCAGCAUCUUUCUUUGUCCAAAAACAACAUAAGUGGAACUAUUCCAAAAUGCCUUGGAAACUUUAGAAAUCUUUCUGUCUUGGAUUUGGGAAACAACAAUUUACAUGGUAGCAUACCAGCAACAUUUGUGGAAGGUAAUAGCUUGAGUCGCCUUGACUUGAAUGGCAAUCAAUUGGAAGGGCCAUUACCAAGAUCCUUGUUUAAUUGUAGCAAGUUAGUAACUUUGAACCUAGGGAACAACAGGAUAAAUGGAUCUUUUCCCUACUGGUUGGAAAAUCUUGCAGAGUUACGAGUUCUUGUUCUGCGAUGCAACAGAUUCUCUGGUCCCAUACCAACCUCAAAAGCUCGAUUUCCUUUCCCUCGCUUGUUAGUAAUUGACCUUUCCCACAACGACUUCACAGGUCCUUUGCCAGCCAGAUACUUUCAGCAAUUCCAAGCCAUGAUGAAAGAGAAAACCGCUGGAUAUUAUGAGGUUCAUAUGACAAUUACAAUCAAAGGGGUUGAUUUUGAGGUGACCAAAGUCCUUGAUAUAUUUGCAAUGAUUGAUUUGUCAAAUAAUCAGUUCAGAGGAGAAAUUUCUGAAAAUAUUGGAGAGCUUGAACUUCUAAAAGGGCAGAAUUUUUCUCAUAAUCAUCUAUCAGGACAUAUACCUGAGGCAAUAGGAAAUUUAUCAAAUCUCGAAUGGUUAGAUCUCUCCUCGAAUAAGCUUGUCGGGAGAAUUCCUGGGCAAUUGGUAGAUUUGACAUUUCUUGAAAUUUUAAACCUAUCAUUUAAUGAGCUUACAGGACCUAUUCCUCAAGGCAAGCAAUUCAACACAUUUGGAAUAGAGUCCUAUGAAAGAAACUUGGAAUUAUGUGGAUUUCCAUUGCCGAAUGAUUGUGCCAAUGAUAUCACACCGCCGUUGAUCUUGCCAGAAGGAGAUCGCUCUACAGGUGUUAUUUUUGAGUGGAACAUUAUACUUAUGGACUACGCAAGUGGAUUGGUAGCUGGAGUGGCUAUGGGGUAUAUUGUGUUUCAAACUGGAAAACCCCAAUGGUUUGUGACAACGUUCGAAUCUAAACGACUGAAAAUGGAGAAAAGAUGA
Messenger RNA from Hevea brasiliensis (rubber tree), 1614 nucleotides. Its product is annotated as receptor-like protein 43. Gene Ontology annotation, molecular function: protein binding. The transcript has a single exon. Bases 1 to 1614 code for a protein of 537 amino acids. Lineage: Eukaryota; Viridiplantae; Streptophyta; Magnoliopsida; Malpighiales; Euphorbiaceae. The record is from RefSeq and is a predicted model, not a curated record.